Procambarus clarkii (red swamp crayfish) is the source of this 3895-nucleotide messenger RNA. Its product is annotated as ankyrin repeat and protein kinase domain-containing protein 1. The record is from RefSeq and is a predicted model, not a curated record. Gene Ontology annotation, biological process: proteolysis. Lineage: Eukaryota; Metazoa; Arthropoda; Malacostraca; Decapoda; Cambaridae. Gene Ontology annotation, molecular function: cysteine-type endopeptidase activity; protein binding.
AUCUUAAUAUUAUAUCUGAGAUAGACAAAGCAGUAGCUUGCAGGCCGGGAAGAGCAACGCACGCUGUAGUCAGUUCCUGCCGUCGCUCACUGCUACAAGCGACUCCUUCACGUUGUAUCCACUUCACAAUGACACUUACACCUGAAGCUGCCAACGUGGACCUGCUGUUUGCAUUGAACGAAGCAAGUGCAGAGCGGGCCGCUGAGGCUAUAGCUGCCGGGGCAGAUGUCAACAUGAAGAGUUCUUGGGGUGCCACCCCCCUCCACAUCGCCUCACUCAGAGGGGUUGCGCGCCUCAUCCAGCUCCUAUUGUCUAGGGGAGCCAAGCUGGACGUGACCGAGAGUGAGGGCUUCACACCACUCAUGGUGGCUGCGCUCAAUGGGCACACGGACGCCGUGAGGACACUGGUGGUUAAUGGUGCCGACCCACAUGCUACUCGACUGGACUCCGGAGAGACCGCCCUUCACAUGGCCAUGAACAGCAACAGCCGCGGGAUGGUCAUUGCGCUGCUCGACGCUGGCGCCGACGUCAAUGCUCUGACUAGUGAUAAAUCCACACCUCUUCAUGUCGCUGCUGAGUUGAAUGCCCAGCAUGGGGCCGAGGCUCUGCUGAGUCACCCUGCGUGUGAAAUUAUUCUGAAAAACAGCAGUGGCAAGACUGCCGACCAAGUGGCCAGAGACCACGAACACUACUCCCUGGCAGAAUACCUGGACAUGUGCAGUUCUCCAUUCAGCGAACGUGACAAGAUGUUGGUGUCAGCUGUACUGGCCAGGGACGCAGAUCGGGCAGCUGAGGCUGUAGCUGCCGGCGCUAACGUCGACCUACAGAGUCCUGGGGGAGUCAGACUCCUCCAUGCAGCCUCCCUUAGAGGGACGGCUCCCAUCAUCAGCCUCCUACUAACCAACAAUGCGAAAGUAAACGUGGCCGAUGCCGAGGGCUUCACACCGCUUAUGGUGGCUGCGCUCAAUGGGCACACGGACGCCGUGAGGACACUGGUGUUUAAUCGUGCCGAUCCAAAUGCUACUCGACUGGAUUCCGGAGAGACCGCCCUUCACCUGGCUAUGAACAGCAACAGCCGCGGGGUGGUCACUGCACUGCUCGACGCUGGCGCCGACGUCAAUGCUCUGACUACUGACAACUCCACGCCUCUCCAUGUCGCUGCUGAGUUGAAUGCCCAGCAUGCGGCCGAGGCCCUACUGCAAGCUCCACUGCAUGACCUUACAAUUAAGAACGCCCAAGGCCACACUGCCGCAGAGGUUGGCAAACUUCACGGCCACGUCAACAUGGCUCGGCUGCUGGCGACAAGUGACCAGGUGGACAAUCUUGCGCCUAUGACACAGACGGACAACGAUCAGGGUGCAAGAGUUACAGUUCUUAAACUCAACGUGGUGGUGGGCGGCGUGCGGCCGGCCAGCGAGGGCGUGUACAAGUGCACCAGCCGGCCCCGGGGGCACGUCCUCGUCAUCAACUACCACGAAUUCCAAAGUUAUUCUUGGCGUAAAGGCUCACCCAUCGACGUCGCCAACCUGGAAAAUUUAUUUACAAAGAUGGGUUUCAAGGUGACCACACACUCGGAUCUAAGUCUGGAGGGAACUCACAACGCCCUAAAUAAUUUUCGUAGCGACGGAGACCUAGCAAACGUGGACUCUGCUUUCAUCUGUGUACUCAGCCACGGAGUUGACAGGGAGACCUUUCUCACGUCAGACGAUGAAAAGAUGACUACGAACGAGGUUCGGAACAUGUUCAAAGACGAGGCGUGUCCCCUCCUGAAGGGGAAGCCUAAAGUCUUUUUGUUCAACUUUUGUCGUGGUCAGAAGCUCGAGAAGGGCUGCGUACUCGACGUAGCUCAAGAUGCCGUUUCACUAGGAACAACAUCUUCACCGACUGAUCUAAGGUCUUCACCGGCUAAUCCAUGGUCUCCUUCAUCGAUUGAAGUCUUCAAGGACAUGUCCACAAUAUACGCCACCGUCGAGGGGGUUCAAGCACUUCGCGACGAGGAGAGAGGUACCUUCUUCGUGAUGGCACUGUGUGAGGUUUUCGCUGCCAAUGCCCAUAACAAAUCACUGGAUGAGCUGGUUACCAAGGUAACUGAAAGGAUGAUUAAACAUCUGAGUGCCACCACUCCGGAGACCGUGAAUCACGCCUUCAAGAAGUUCUAUAUCAAUCCCAUGCGCCCAGAACACCAGUGAUGAUCCAGUUCGAAGGUUCCGCUCCUCAGACUAUCCCACAGUCAGCUCAUCAGGCUGCCCAACACCCGCAGUGUACAGCUCAUCAGGCUGCCCAACACCUGCAGUUUACAGCUCAUCAGGCUGCCCAACACCCGCAGUUUACAGCUCAUCAGGCUGCCCAACACCCGCAGUGUAUAGCUCAUCAGGCUGCCCAACACCCGCAGUUUACAGCUCAUCAGGCUGCCCAACACCCGCAGUGUAUAGCUCAUCAGGCUGCCCAACACCCGCAGUGUAUAGCUCAUCAGGCUGCCCAACACCCGCAGUGUAUAGCUCAUCAGGCUGCCCAACACCCGCAGUGUAUAGCUCAUCAGGCUGCCCAACACCCGCAGUGUAUAGCUCAUCAGGCUGCCCAACACCCGCAGUGUAUAGCUCAUCAGGCUGCCCAACACCCGCAGUGUAUAGCUCAUCAGGCUGCCCAACACCCGCAGUGUAUAGCUCAUCAGGCUGCCCAACACCCGCAGUGUAUAGCUCAUCAGGCUGCCCAACACCCGCAGUGUAUAGCUCAUCAGGCUGCCCAACACCCGCAGUGUAUAGCUCAUCAGGCUGCCCAACACCCGCAGUGUAUAGCUCAUCAGGCUGCCCAACACCCGCAGUGUAUAGCUCAUCAGGCUGCCCAACACCCGCAGUGUAUAGCUCAUCAGGCUGCCCAACACCCGCAGUGUACAGCUUAGUGCAAGAGAGUGAGAAAGACUUGGUGUAAAUUCCUUACAUAAAUUUCACAAAUACAAAAGUCAUACACAAAUACUUUUAUCCUAUCCUAAAGACUGUUGAGUGAGGUGGUGAUUUAUGGUAGAGGCAUUGAUGGUCGUGUCAAGGUGAGUGACCAGCUCGCCUGGUGCAGCUAAGUUACUCAAGAAUUAACCUUGUCAGCAAGUAAAACUAGUUUCGAGCCUGAUCCAGCAUUGUGGUGGAUACAGUGUUGGCGUCCCUCACUUACAUCCGCACUCAGUGGACGUCUGGAGACGCCUGGCACGUUGUCGGGGGGGAGUAAGAAGGAAUUGAUUGAAUAUAAGUACAUAUCCCGUGUUAUUAUUGUUGAUGUGCAUAUAUUAAUUUUGGUGAGCAGUAAUCACCCAAUCUGGGAUCGAUCAGAGUACAUCUCGCAGCGAGCUCUCUUUGUGUUUGGAUUCAGUGAGAUUGUGGAAGUGUUAAGAUCUCAGCUCAGAGAGGACUGACAACUCUUAACCUUGGAGUGAGUGACAGUGUUCUUAACGUAAAAGUGUUUAUUAAUUAAUUGAUUGAUGCCUGAGUGACACUGUGAUUAACGUAAAUUAAUUGAGUGUUAACUCAUUCAUUGUGAUUUAAUAUCUUGAUGACAUAGUUAAAAGUAAUUACUUAUUGUGGUGUUGUUCUAGUUACAUUGUUCUUUUUGUAUUCAUUUACGUGUGUUAAUUUGUUGUGUUCCUGAAGUGUUUUGAUGCUGCCAGUGACGAGUGCAAUAAUUGCCAAGAGUGUUCACGAAGUGUUCAGUUGGUUCACUUCUGUUCAUGACCUGUCCAAUGGGUCGAGACUGUUGUCUCUUUCACCACCUGUCAGAGUGGUGGGAACGGAUUCCUGCCGCCAGGAGGGGUUUCGACAGUUGUUGAAGCGACACUCUUGAGUAGCGUAACUAUCGUGGGUUCCUGUGUAUGAGUAACUAUAAGUUGUUGAAUAAACUUAUUUGAAUA